Molecule: messenger RNA, 2187 nt
Organism: Closterium sp. Yama58-4
Lineage: Eukaryota; Viridiplantae; Streptophyta; Zygnematophyceae; Desmidiales; Closteriaceae
Source: the annotation of a GenBank genome assembly
AUGAAAUGCCACGUCGGAGUCGCUGCAGCUCCGUCUGCAUUCUCGUUGCGGACAGAUUUCUCCGACAGCCGACGGCUUGACACGUGCAGAAAUCGACGUUCGAUAGUCCCCGCUUUCACGGUCCAACGCGCGGUGAAAAAUAGGAUAAUAACGGCCGUGAUAUCGUCAUGUAAGUGCGGCUCGACAGGGAAAUUUGUCGCCGCACCCCUGGGUUCCUCCACACAGCCCGGACAAGUAGCAUUUUCCGGCGCGCGUUCGCCGCAUUUCUCGCCGCAAUCGUCGCCGUCGUUGGCGGCAGCGCGGAGGAGACACGUGGCAGCUCGCGCGGGCUUGGACGACACAUACUGGAUCUCGGUGCUGCAGGCCGUUGGAGUUGCCGUAGGCACAGGCGGAGUGGGUGUGGUAGUGGGGCUGUUGUUGCGGUUCAAGCUAUGGAAUGACGCCAAGAAGGAGGUUGCUCGUUUGAGGGCGGAGGGGCGGUUGGAGGAGGAGGUAGCAUCGGUGCUGCAGCAGAUGGCGAAGCAGGAGGGCAGGGAGGGGAGGCGGCAGGUGCAAGCAGAGCAGGUACUCAAGACAUCAGUCGAUGACGAUGCUGAUGGUGCUGCUGCUGGGAGUGAGAGCAAGGGUGCUGCUGGUGGUGUUGGGGGAGAGGAGGUGGGGAUAGGAAAGGGGGAAGAUGUGAUCGUCCGUGCGGCCGGCAUGGCGCCAGUUGCUCUAGCGGCAGGCACGGCGCAUCGUCGUCGGAAAUGGCCGGAAGCGCGUCCUCUCGUCUCUGGACGCGUUACACGCAAGGCGCUGGUGCUUAUAAAGGAGCUGAAAACGAAGCCGCCUGCUAACGAGGAUGAGCUGCAUCAACGGCUCGAAAACUGGGUAAAGGGCGUGCGGCCGCACCGCCGGGAUCUGAUUGACACGAUUAAAGAGAUGGACACUGCAGAUACCAGAGAGCUGCUGUGCCAGGUCAUGCAGUGGUCCCUAUCGGAGGAAUGGUACGAGGCUGACGCUCGGGACUACACGAAGCUGGUGGAGAGGUUCGGCAAGGACGGGCGGCUGGGGGAGAUGGAGCGAGCGUUCACAGGCAUGGAGGCGGAUGGGAUAGCGCCAGAUUUGAUCUCCUUUUCUGUGAAGAUCAACGCAUAUGGUCGCGCCAAGCAGGUGGAGAAGGCAGAAGCAGCGUGGGAGGAGAUGCGAUUAAGAGGCAUAACCCCAGACGCCAAAGCAUUCACCACCAUGAUGACCGUCUAUGGCAAGGCGGGGCAGCCGGACAAGGCGGAGCAGCUGCUAGACGCCAUGCUCGCUGCUGCCUGCAAGCCGUCCCCGGUCACUCUCUGCUCGCUGGUUACUGCGUUUGGGCUUGCCGGUCGGCCUGAUGACGCCCAGAGGGUCUUUGACAAAGUGCUGGCCCAGACGGACAUAAAGCCAGACUGCCACACCUACACAGCCCUGUCAGCAGCCUUCGGCCUCAAUGGGCGCACAGACGAGGCAGUAGCAGCCUUCAAGCGCAUGCUGGCUGCGGGACUGGCCCCUGAUGACCGCUCCGUGGCACGGCUUGUGGAGGCGCAUGGCAGCAUGGAGCGACAGCUGGACCGGCAGCUGGCACUGCUGGCUGGUAAAGGAGCGGAGGGUGGAGCAGAUGGAGGGGAUGUGCAAGCAGAAGAGAGGAGAGGGGAAACGGAGCAGGAGGGAGAGGAGGGGCGGCGGAGAGGGGAGGAGGGGGCGGGAGUGGGGAAGAGGAGGGAGGCGAGUGAGGAGGAGAAGCUGAGGUGCAGACAGGCGGUGAAGCUGGUGCUGGAGCUGGAAGGAGCGGGCAUCCGGCCAGGCGUUGAGACGUACACCGCUCUCAUCUCACUCUUCGCCAGCCAUGGAUUGGUGAGGGAGGCAGCGGAGGUGUUUGAGGAGAUGCAGAGGGUUGGUCUACAGCCCAACGCCAGAACAUACACUCGUCUUUUCCAGGCCUACGCGCUUGCAGGGGACUUGGACAGCUGCUCCCAGGUUCGGAAGACAAUGCAGGUGCUCGGGUGGACACUUAACCCACCCAUAGUCCGGGGCAUGGUUCGAGCACUGGUGGCAGGGGGGCAGGGUGCUGCGGCUGCAGAGCUGGUGAGAGAAGCCGAGGAGGAGGAAGGGGUGGCGGUUGAUGGGGAUGUGAAGGAGAUGGCUCAUAUGCAUGCAAGGGAGUUGGUGCUCUGA